AUGACAAUCAGUUCAUUGAUCAACAGCUUCUGGCACUCUGAUCAGAUAAUCGCUUGUCAACCGCCUUCCUACACCAUAGUACUUCGCUUUCUUCCUAUUUGGCUACAAUGCUCUCUUUUACACCCUCAAUUUGAUAAAUCCUCAACGAUCCGCUUUGUUAGAUUGUCUCUUACCCCACUGAACUUUUACUUGGCCAUCACACUUGGCAUUGAUAAUUGUUUUUUACCGCUCACAGAAAAUGGAAAAAAUAACCUGGCUAUGGCUGUAGCAGGCUUUUACUUCGCUAUGAAGGCACUCGAAUGGGGACUCAUAGGUGGAUUUUGGAGUGGUCAGUAUUGGGAUAUCCCUAAGGAAAAAUGUUCGACAAGGCCUGCGACGAGUAGCCUGAAAAGCACUGUGACGAGCAGCCCGCGGAUCCUGUUGGAGAAACACAGUUGGAAGGAGGUUGCCGCCUGGACAACGAAACAAUUCUUUUCUUUACGAGGCCUACAGUAUGGCUGGGGCCCCAAAGAAACGCGGCCAGUCCUCAGUUUCCCUGCACUUCUUCGAAGAAUAUUUUUAGUCAAUACACUUGAAUCUAUUUCAAUGGCAUAUCUUAUCUUGGCUCGCGAUGAAGAUUUCACCUGCAAAGCACUGAAUUUUCUGAGCGUACCCAUUACAUUACCAACAACCCUCUUGAUGGAAGCAUUUUCAACUUUGGUUUACGCAUUGUGGAUGUUGACAACGAUAGAUGUGACAUGGUCAUUAGGAAUCUUACUUUGUUAUGGCAUAUAUGGUCUUUCAAGAUGGGUUCCGAUUCCUGUGCUUAUCUUGGAGCUAAGUGAUCCAAACGAUUGUCCGCCAAUCUUCGACUCUCCAUAUCUGGCAACGUCUCUUACUGAACUCUGGGGAAAGAGAUGGCAUCAAAUGUUGCGAAGGAUCCUCACAAUAUGCGGUGGGAUUCCUGCAACCAGAAUGGCCAAGAAACUUGGAGGUGGAGUGAAGCUUCAGCAGGUUUGUGGGCUUCUGGGAGUGUUUGUUCUUUGUGGGCUCCUUCAUGAACAUGGAAUACACGCUGUUGCUCGUCAACCACAUCCCUUUCCUCAUAUUUACUUCGUAGAGUUCCCUUCAGCCCUUUUUUACUUCGUAACACAAGCCUUCGGAAUCAUCUUAGAACCGUACAUCAUUCCAUAUAUACCUUGGUACAUCGGAGGUGGUCAUUUUUGGGUUUAUCUUUUUACAGCUAUCACAGCAACUCCAUAUCGAAAACAAUAUGCUAUGAAAUUUCGGAUGAUAGAUGAUGCUUUAAAGCCAAUGGAAGAAUGGAAUAUAUGGUGUUUUAUAAUUCCCGCAUAUAUCAUGAGAUAA
Messenger RNA from Melampsora larici-populina 98AG31, 1347 nucleotides. RefSeq lists its product as uncharacterized. The transcript has 3 exons. The coding region runs from base 1 to 1347 and encodes 448 amino acids. NCBI's taxonomy places the organism in Eukaryota, Fungi, Basidiomycota, Pucciniomycetes, Pucciniales, Melampsoraceae. Gene Ontology annotation, biological process: lipid metabolic process. The record is from RefSeq and is a predicted model, not a curated record.